CAGGAAGUUUUCAGAGUUCACAGGCUGCGGGCUACAUCCGCAUUCUUUAACAAGUGUUUACAUCGUGAGGACUAUCUGUCAUUGGCACAGACAACAAACUAGGUAGUAAUUGUGGUUGAACGCGUCUUUCAGCUUAUGUUUUUUGGUAUUUAAUUUAAACAGGCACUGAAACAGGGUGCUGUUUCUGCACGAUUAGCGUACAGGGUUCUGCAUUGAGUUACAGUGCCUGCUCUUAUCCAGCUAACCCAGACAGCCCCGUAACAUGAAGUUAUGGAGGAGCGUAAGCUAAAGAGAAAGAGUCCCAGGACCUCCACCAACACUGCGGCCCCGACCGGUGGCUCUGGCCGGAAGACCAACGCUUCCUCCGGGGUACGGCACGUCGGCUCCAGCCAAAAGAACAAAAAUAGGAGGGGAGUGAGAGACAAACCCAGGCAUCAUGUGGGUUUGGGCGGGAGGCCUAAUCAGAACCAGGGCCCGGCAGCACCGAUCAUCCAGCACUCCUUUCUGACCGAUGUCUCGGAUGUACAGGAGAUGGAGAACGGCCUGCUCAGUCUCCUCAACGACUUCCACUCGGGGAAACUACAAGCGUUUGGCAACGAGUGCUCCAUUGACCAGAUGGAGCAAGUGAGAGAGAUGCAGGAGAAGCUGGCGCGUUUGCAUUUUGACCUCCACAGCGAGGUGGACGAAAUGCCCGAGGACCAGAGGAAAGUAGCCUGCGACACCAACAUGGACAACCUACUUCUUAACCUUGAGGAGCUGAGUUCUUCGAUUCAGAAACUGAAUCUAGCCGACUCCCAAGAGAUCCCGAGGACUGCCAGUAUGUGAUCUUCUCUUCUCAACCUCAUCUGACCCAGACCCAUGUCACCUAGAGGGGCUGCAACAGAUAUGGUAGAGUUGAGGCAAGCUGGAGGCUCUAUUCCUCUUUAAGUAUUGUGGCAGUUCACCAGCGUUCCAUGUCUGUAAAGCAGCAUGGAUUUAUUGUAAGACGUCACAACAGGGGUGCAGCAGAGCCUUAUUUUUCACUGCCGACAGUAAAUAUAGUACAAAACAGUUAUAAUGUUGUCUGACUAAACAGCAGGAUGACAGUAAUUAACCUCCUGAGAUAUGAUUGAAUGUAUUCUCUUAUAGUCAGAGUUGUAUAGAGGGAGUCUACCAAAUUUUAAGCUACUGUCUGACCUACAGUACUUUACAUAUUGGCAUUGCUGCAUCCCUGUCACGACCUGUUUAAAGUCAAGUUUCUAAAUAGUUUAGAUUUGCAAUACAUUGCUAACCAAAGUGAUAUUGAUACAAACUACUCACCUUGUUUUGUCCAGCAGUUGAUUAAUUCACAAGUCCUUGAAAUGACAUCUACAGUGUUUGUUUAUCAGCUUUGUUUUAAGUAAACUGACUUCAAGCUUACUCCUUUAGCUAUUCUCAUAUAUAUGUGUGUGUGUGUGUGUGUGUGUAUGUAUAACCUCACUCUGUUGCACUUUGUGUUGUUGUCACAGGUCACUAAGUGUCUGUAACGGCACAAACUAAAGACCCAAAGCUAAACUUAUCAAAAUACAGAUGCAGAAAUCAUGUUUAUAACUGUUUCUCAACAUAUCGCUUUAAUACCAAUCAUGUAUCUUAUUUUAGAGACAAUAAAAAAAAGUUUGAAUUAUUGUUAAAUCUAAAAAAAAAUAACAUUUAAACAGUAGAAACUGCACAGUUUGUGAUUUUUGCAUAUGACUUCUUGCUACAUGCGAGUGGCCUGAUAUCAGCUCCAGCACCUUGUUCAGUAUUGAAUAUAUAUUUGCACAUAUCCACGCAACAUGCAAAACACACUGCACAUCAUCACUCGUGUGUCGGUUUUGACGCUGGAAAAUACUGAAUUAUCCAAAUGUUGACGUCGGAAGCAUGCCUUAAAUUUCUGAUUUAAAGCAUUUUUGCCUUAUUGGUUCUAACCUGUUGAAUUGACUUGCAUAGAGCAGGUUCUGUAUUGAGAUAAUAUGUGAUCAUGUGACACUGCUUUGACUGUAAAUCCUACUUUAAUUUGCCACUUCUUAUUUUAACCAGUGUUGUUGGGGGAUUAAGUGUUUUACUAUUUUGAAUGUUUGGUGGUUGUAUUUUUAUUGACCUAAUAAAUGUGUUGUCUGAAUCUCCUGG
This is a messenger RNA of Anarrhichthys ocellatus (wolf-eel), 2127 nucleotides long. RefSeq names its product coiled-coil domain containing 28A (gene ccdc28a). The transcript is spliced from 5 exons. The record is from RefSeq and is a predicted model, not a curated record. Lineage: Eukaryota; Metazoa; Chordata; Actinopteri; Perciformes; Anarhichadidae. Bases 271 to 825 code for a protein of 184 amino acids.